AUGAUAAGUGGAACGGGCCCAGCACUGAAUUGGACCGACACUGUAACAUUCUGGCGCGGCCUGUGGUCUGAACCUGUAAACCACAGCGGGGGCCCUUGGACGGAAGUUGUGGCGAGUCAGUGUGCGAGUAUAACGCCCAUCGACCCCGUCAUUAUUACGCCGCAUGACGUAGCCGAGGCGGUCCUUAGGGCCCCGAACUGGAAAACUCCGGGACUCGACGGGCUGCAUCACUACUGGCUGAAGGGGUUUGUGGUGUGUCACACUAUGCUCGCCCGACAGUUUCAAGAGGCUCUCAACCAGAAGUCGCUUCCAAGCCUCUUCACUACUGGGAUCACUCAUUUGGUACCUAAAGACCAGGAUACUAUAGAUAAAAUACCGUGA
Messenger RNA from Parnassius apollo (apollo), 381 nucleotides. The record is from the annotation of a GenBank genome assembly. Lineage: Eukaryota; Metazoa; Arthropoda; Insecta; Lepidoptera; Papilionidae.